AUGAACCCACUCCUGAUCCUUGCCUUUGUGGGAGCGGCUGUCGCUUUCCCCGUUGACGACGAUGACAAGAUCGUUGGGGGCUUCACCUGUGAGGAGAAUUCCGUCCCCUACCAGGUGUCCCUGAACUCCGGCUACCACUUCUGCGGGGGCUCCCUCAUCAAUGACCAGUGGGUGGUGUCGGCGGCUCACUGCUACAAGUACCGCAUCCAGGUGAGACUGGGAGAGCACAACAUCGAAGUCGAGGAGGGGGGUGAGCAGUUCAUCGACUCGGCCAAGGUCAUCCGCCACCCCAGGUACAACAGCUGGACCCUGGACAAUGACAUCUUGCUGAUCAAGCUCUCCUCGCCUGCCACCAUCAGUAGCCGGGUGGCCACCAUCUCUCUGCCCAGCUCCUGUGCACCUGCUGGCACCCAGUGCCUCAUCACUGGCUGGGGCAACACCCUGAGCUCUGGUGUCAAGUACCCAGACCUGCUGCAGUGCCUGUACGCCCCGCUGCUGAGUCAGGCCGACUGUGAAGCCUCCUACCCUGGCGAGAUCACCAGCAACAUGAUCUGCGCCGGCUUCCUUGAGGGAGGCAAAGAUUCCUGCCAGGGUGACUCCGGUGGCCCCGUGGUCUGCAAUGGAGAGCUCCAAGGCGUUGUCUCCUGGGGCUACGGCUGUGCCCAGAAGAACAAGCCUGGAGUCUACACCAAGGUCUGCAACUACGUGGACUGGAUUCAGCAGACCAUUGCUGCCAACUAA
Lepus europaeus (European hare) is the source of this 741-nucleotide messenger RNA. It is a transcript of the gene PRSS2, whose product is annotated as serine protease 2. Gene Ontology annotation, biological process: proteolysis. The record is from RefSeq and is a predicted model, not a curated record. Gene Ontology annotation, molecular function: serine-type endopeptidase activity. The transcript is spliced from 5 exons. Lineage: Eukaryota; Metazoa; Chordata; Mammalia; Lagomorpha; Leporidae. Bases 1 to 741 code for a protein of 246 amino acids.